Molecule: messenger RNA, 2663 nt
Organism: Melitaea cinxia (Glanville fritillary)
Lineage: Eukaryota; Metazoa; Arthropoda; Insecta; Lepidoptera; Nymphalidae
Product: ankyrin repeat domain-containing protein 29
Exons: 8
Coding region: 1-972 (323 amino acids)
Molecular function (GO): protein binding
Source: RefSeq, a predicted model, not a curated record
AUGGAACUCGCUAUGUUAAGUGGAGAUCUACAGCAUCUAUCUGAAAGACUAAACUCAUAUACUACAACAAUAAUUCUGUAUUCACAGAAAGAAUCACGCACCGAUGUACAGUUUCACCUGGCGGCGCUCCGGGGCGACUGCGAGAGGCUGAAGCAGCUGCUCGAUACCGGGAAGGUGCAUAUCGACUCCAGAGAUCGGGAUGGCACCACGCCGCUGAUCCUGUCAGCCGCGAUGGGGCACACGGAGUGUGUCCGCGAGCUAUUGGCUCAGGGCGCGGACCCUGCUUGCUGUAGGACGACAGGAACCACCGCGUUGUUCUUCGCAGCUCAGGGCGGUUUCCUCGACAUCGCGUGCUUGUUGCUAGAUGCGGGAGCGGCCAUCGACGCCCCCAGCACGGACGGCGGCACUCCUUUAUUUGUGGCGUGUCAGUGCGGUCACCAAGCCGUGGUCGAGGAACUUAUACGAAGAGGGGCCAAUGUUAACUCCUGUAUGAAGGACGGUGCGACGCCACUAUUCAUAGCAGCACAGAACGGGCACGAGGACGCGUGUCUCGCGCUCCUUGCGGCGGGCGCCAGAGUGGACUCACUGCGCAGCGACCGCGCCUCGCCGCUGUGGAUCGCGGCGCAGUGCGGCCACCAGCGGGUGGCGCGCGCGCUGCUGGCGCACGGCGCGCACGUGGACCAGCUGCGGCAGGACGGCGCAACGCCUUUGUUUAAAGCUGCACACAAAGGACACUCGGCUGUCGUAGCAGAACUACUACGAUAUUCUCCUGAACUAGGAUUACUUCCGAAUGGCCAGUCGGCGCUGCACGGUGCGGCGAUGUUCGGGCAGAUGGCGUGCGUGCGGCAGCUGGCGCGGGCCGCGCGCGGGGCCACGCGCCUGCGCAACGCGGCCGGACUCACGCCGCUGCAGGCCGCGCUCGCCGCCGGCAAGCGGGACGUGGCCGCCUACCUGCGCUCUGUGGACACGUGACUCACACGCACACACACACACACUACAAGCCGGACUCACGCCGCUGCAGGCCGCGCUCGCCGCCGGCAAGCGGGACGUGGCCGCCUACCUGCGCUCUGUGGACACGUGACUCACACGCACACACACACACACUACAAGCCGGACUCACGCCGCUGCAGGCCGCGCUCGCCGCCGGCAAGCGGGACGUGGCCGCCUACCUGCGCUCUGUGGACACGUGACUCACACGCACACACACACACACUACAAGCCGGACUCACGCCGCUGCAGGCCGCGCUCGCCGCCGGCAAGCGGGACGUGGCCGCCUACCUGCGCUCUGUGGACACGUGACUCACACACACACAUACACACACACACACUGCAAGCCGGACUCACGCCGCUGCAGGCCGCGCUCGCCGCCGGCAAGCGGGACGUGGCCGCCUACCUGCGCUCUGUGGACACGUGACUCACACACACACAUACACACACACACACUGCAAGCCGGACUCACGCCGCUGCAGGCCGCGCUCGCCGCCGGCAAGCGGGACGUGGCCGCCUACCUGCGCUCUGUGGACACGUGACUCGCACACACACACACUACAAGCCGGACUCACGCCGCUGCAGGCCGCGCUCGCCGCCGGCAAGCGGGACGUGGCCGCCUACCUGCGCUCUGUGGACACGUGACUCGCACACACACACACUACAAGCCGGACUCACGCCGCUGCAGGCCGCGCUCGCCGCCGGCAAGCGGGACGUGGCCGCCUACCUGCGCUCUGUGGACACGUGACUCGCACACACACACACUACAAGCCGGACUCACGCCGCUGCAGGCCGCGCUCGCCGCCGGCAAGCGGGACGUGGCCGCCUACCUGCGCUCUGUGGACACGUGACUCGCACACACACACACUACAAGCCGGACUCACGCCGCUGCAGGCCGCGCUCGCCGCCGGCAAGCGGGACGUGGCCGCCUACCUGCGCUCUGUGGACACGUGACUCGCACACACACACACUACAAGCCGGACUCACGCCGCUGCAGGCCGCGCUCGCCGCCGGCAAGCGGGACGUGGCCGCCUACCUGCGCUCUGUGGACACGUGACUCGCACACACACACACUACAAGCCGGACUCACGCCGCUGCAGGCCGCGCUCGCCGCCGGCAAGCGGGACGUGGCCGCCUACCUGCGCUCUGUGGACACGUGACUCGCACACACACACACUACAAGCCGGACUCACGCCGCUGCAGGCCGCGCUCGCCGCCGGCAAGCGGGACGUGGCCGCCUACCUGCGCUCUGUGGACACGUGACUCACACACACACACACACACACUGCACGCGGGACGUGGCCGCCUACCUGCGCUCUGUGGACACGUGACUCACACACACACACACACACACUGCACGCGGGACGUGGCCGCCUACCUGCGCUCUGUGGACACGUGACUCACACACACACACACACACACUGCACGCGGGACGUGGCCGCCUACCUGCGCUCUGUGGACACGUGACUCACACUCACACACACACACACACUGCACGCGGGACGUGGCCGCCUACCUGCGCUCUGUGGACACGUGACUCACACUCACACACACACACACUGCACGCGGGACGUGGCCGCCUACCUGCGCUCUGUGGACACGUGACUCACACACACACACACUGCACGCGGGACGUGGCCGCCUACCUGCGCUCUGUGGACACGUGACUCACACAC